Molecule: messenger RNA, 3831 nt
Organism: Melanotaenia boesemani (Boeseman's rainbowfish)
Lineage: Eukaryota; Metazoa; Chordata; Actinopteri; Atheriniformes; Melanotaeniidae
Gene: lrig3
Product: leucine-rich repeats and immunoglobulin-like domains 3
Exons: 19
Coding region: 269-3607 (1112 amino acids)
Molecular function (GO): protein binding
Source: RefSeq, a predicted model, not a curated record
UCUGCGGGGAUCCUGCACAGCUCAAGUUGCCCCAACAGCAGCAGCACGGCCCAAAAGUUUCUUUACAGGAAUGGGAAAGUUUGAGAGGCUCGCUUUUUCUUUACUUAGCUUAUCUACGACCCACAGAGCCAUAAGGGAUUGGAUAUAAGGAACUACCGCGCGGAUGAAACAACAUUUAGGAUUUUAACAGGGUGAUUCCGCACUUUGUCUUGGUUGUGCUCUUAUCUGAAGAAAUAACUCUAGAGCGGUGUUCUGUGUGCCAGAAACAAUGUGUUCCUCUACGCAGCCUCGCAGUUUUGCAAGGUUUGCCGUGGUUUUUCUACUGUUUUUGAGGCUGGAGCAUGGAUCUGGGGCCAACACAAGGACGUGCCCCCCUCCCUGCGCGUGUUUCGGGGAGCUUGUGGACUGCGGUCGGUUGAAAAGAGGCCGAAUUCCAGCAAAGAUCCCGGAAUGGACAGUUCAACUGGACCUGAGCCAUAACAAGCUGUCAGCACUUGACCUGAAUUUGUUUUCCAGACUACAAAACCUUAGAGAAAUAAAACUGAAUCACAAUGAAUUGGAGGAAAUACCAGACAUCGGUCCCUGUUCUUCAAACAUUACAACAUUAAUUCUAGCAAACAACAAGAUCACCAGGAUCUCUGAGGAACAGCUCAGACCCUUCCCCACACUCGAAACACUCGACCUAAGCAACAACAACAUUGUGGAAAUAAAGGCCAACUCCAUCCCCACUCUGCCCCUCAAGAACUUGUUCCUGAACAACAACCGUAUCUCAUUGCUGGAGACUGGCUGCUUCACCAACCUGUCUAACACGCUGCAGGUUCUUCGGCUCACCCGCAACCGAAUCUCCACCAUUCCUUCUAAAAUCUUCCAGCUGCCAAACCUCCAGCAUCUAGAGUUGAGCAGAAACCGGGUUCGUCGGGUGGAGGGCCUGACGUUCCAUGGUCUGCACGCUCUUCGCUCCCUGAAGAUGCAGAGGAACGGUCUCAGCCGCUUGAUGGAUGGAGCUUUCUGGGGCCUCAGCAACAUGGAAGUUCUGCAGCUGGACUACAACAACCUGACGGAGGUGAGUAAGAGCUGGCUGUAUGGCCUGCUGACUCUGCAGCAGCUCCAUCUCGGACACAAUGCCAUCAGCAGGAUCGAACCUGACGCCUGGGAAUUCUGCCAGAAACUCAGCGAGCUCAACUUGUCAUCCAAUCAUCUGUCCAGGCUGGAGGAAUCCAGCUUUGCUGGUCUCAGCCUGCUGGACGAGCUCCAUAUUGGAAACAAUCGUGUGAGCUUUAUCGCAGACGGAGCAUUUCGUGGCCUUUCCAGUCUGCAGAUGCUGGAUCUCCAGAAUAAUGAAAUCUCCUGGACAAUUGAAGACAUGAAUGGGCCUUUCUCUGCUUUGGACAAGCUGAAAAAACUGUUUUUGCAGGGGAACCAGAUCCGCUCUAUGACCAAAAAGUCUUUCUCAGGUCUGGACGCGCUGCAGCACCUAGAUUUGAGCAAUAACGCCAUCAUGUCUAUCCAAGCAAACGCCUUCUCACAGAUGAAGAACCUACAGGAGCUGCAUCUCAACACCUCCAGCCUCCUGUGUGACUGCCAGCUGAAGUGGCUUCCUAGCUGGGUGGCACAGCAAACCUUCCUGUACUGCGUCAAUGCCAGCUGCGCCCACCCGCAGAUACUGAAGGGCAGGAGUGUGUUUGCUGUCAGCCAGGAGGAGUUUGUGUGUGAUGACUUCCCAAAGCCUCAGAUCACUGUGCAGCCAGAGACCCAGUCAGCCCUCAAAGGCUCCAACGUGACAUUCGUGUGUUCUGCUGCAAGCUCCAGCGACUCACCCAUGACUUUUGACUGGAAGAAAGACAAUGAGGUUCUGAACGAUGCAGAAAUCCAUAACCAAGCUCUUUUACGGGUGAAAGAAGGUGCAGGAGGUGAGACAGGAGUAACAGAGUAUACAACCACAUUGCGACUGCGUAACGUGGAGUUCUCCAGCGAGGGGAGGUAUCAGUGUGUCAUCUCCAAUCACUUUGGCUCAUCUUAUUCCACCAAGGCUAGGCUCACUGUCAACAUGCUCCCCUCCUUCACCAAGAUGCCGAUGGAUCUGAGUAUCCGCACUGGAGCGAUGGCUAGACUGGAAUGUGCUGCUGUUGGUCACCCUUCCCCUCAGAUUGCCUGGCAAAAAGAUGGAGGCACCGACUUUCCUGCCGCCCGUGAACGUCGCAUGCAUGUCAUGCCUGAGGAUGACGUCUUUUUCAUAGUGGACGUCAAGACUGAGGACAUCGGUGUUUAUAGCUGCACGGCUCAGAACACAGCUGGAGCUAUUUCUGCAAAUGCUACACUUACUGUUCUUGAAACACCAUCCUUCUUGCGUCCGCUCAUCGAUCGCACUGUUGCCAUGGGUGAGACUGCAGUCCUCCAGUGCAUUGCUGGUGGCAGCCCUGCUCCAAGACUGAACUGGACCAAGGACGAUGGUCCAUUGGUGGUAACUGAGCGUCACUUCUUCGCAGCUGCCAACCAACUCCUAAUUAUUGUUGAUGCCGCAAAGGCAGAUGCAGGAAAGUACACUUGUGAGAUGUCCAAUGCACUGGGCACGGAGAGGGGCAACAUUCAGCUGGCAGUUAUUCCAAAUACCAACUGCGACUCUGUAGUCCAGGGGGGUGUAGGGAUCGGCAUCGCAAGCGGAUCUGGAUCAGACGAUGAUAGAUGGACAACAGUGGGCAUUGUCAUCAUAGCAGUGGUUUGCUGUGUGGUUGGUACUUCUCUAAUCUGGGUGGUCAUCAUCUACCACACCCGUCGACGGAAUGAAGACUGCAGUGUCACCAACACAGAUGAGACCAACCUCCCUGCAGAUAUCCCCAGCUACCUGUCCUCCCAGGGCACAUUGGCUGACCGACAGGAUGGUUAUAUCCCAUCUGAGAGCGGUAGUAGCCAUCAGUACAUGACAUCAUCAAUUAGUGGCUUCUAUCUGCAGCCUAAAGACAUGAACGGUCUUUGUCAACUAGACACAGGAAGUGAAGCAGACAUGGAAGCAGCCAUUGAUCCAUUGCUCUUCCAUUAUCAAGGUCCAAUAGGCUCACUGCUUCGUCAAGAAAAUAUGUACUCCAAUGACCCAUCUGAGGUCUUCACAGGUUGUUCCAUCGACCAAAGACAGAUCUGCGUUGACUCCUACGGCGGCAGCCUAACCAACUCCAAAAGGAAGGACUACUUCCUGUCAGAGCAUUUUGACCUCUGCUCUUCCACCGCCCUAUUGCAGCUUCCAAAUGCCAGUCUGCAUUAUGACCCUUCCCACCUGCAGAGCGACUGCCAACUUUCCACGGACGAUUUAGAUGUGGUUGACUACGGGAGACCCCAUGAGUGCAUCUCCCCUUGCAACACCUUCAUGGGAACAUUUGGGAAAGCUCCAUGGAGGCCUCAGCAGGAUCUUUACCCAGGAUUUAGUCCACCAUCAGUGACGUAUAAUGGAAUAACUCUGCAUGAGAAUCCUUAUGUGACUCCAGAUGCUGAUUCAGACAGUGAGGACAGUGGUGUCAACAGGAAUUUGUCUUCACAGAAGAGCAACCGUGUCUAUGAACAGCCCUUUGACAGCUGUAGGACGGAUCCCAUCUCACCACGCAGAGUGAGCACUUAGCUAAGUGACUGAGCUCCUGUCUGCUCUCAAUUUCAUAAAAAGGAUGACCAAAAAAUGUUUCUACCUCACUGAAUGGACACGUUUUGCAAUAAAGGACUUCUGUAAUGUGCAACAAGUGAAUGUAUAAGACAAUUUAAUGCUCCUGCAGAAAUUAAGAGGAGCAUAAUAGUCGCUUUUGCUGAUAAAGAGUCAGUUAAAUAACAGAUGAAUAUAUAUAUAUAUAU